Molecule: messenger RNA, 1563 nt
Organism: Cannabis sativa
Lineage: Eukaryota; Viridiplantae; Streptophyta; Magnoliopsida; Rosales; Cannabaceae
Exons: 5
Coding region: 358-1395 (345 amino acids)
Biological process (GO): protein peptidyl-prolyl isomerization
Molecular function (GO): peptidyl-prolyl cis-trans isomerase activity
Source: RefSeq, a predicted model, not a curated record
GUCGUUUAACAACGUAAAAGCUUUCAGAUAUUGUCGUGUCGUGGGAGACCGUUGAAAAGUUAAACACAUCUUCGAAAAAUACCAUUAAUUGGAAUUAGUUAAAGUCAUCCUCACCUGGCUGCUCUGCUUCUCCUCCUGCUACUAUCUUCUUCUAUUCUUUCCUCGGAAUCUAAAUCCAUUAUUAUUAAAAAACACUCUGCUUUGCUUUCCUUUACUUUUUGUUUCAUCUCAAUAGUCAACGCCCCCCAAAAAAGGGAAGAAAAAAAAUGUCAAAAAGUGUCUGAUUUCUUCCUCAAAUUCUGAACCCAAAACCAAAUCCACUUCUGGGUAUUGUUCAUUUCCCUCAAAUUCAUCAAAAUGCCUCGAAGAAACAACGACCCAGAAGCCACAACAACCGGGUCCACCUUCGUCCUCUUAUGUUCGGCUCUGAUCUCCUGUCUUCUGGUCUACGGUGUCUUAUCCGUGGUCCUCAGACCCAACGACUUAUACACCUCGUCAACACUUGAAUUGGCUCAAGGGGAUGGUGGGAAUAGAGAUUCGAGGGGUGAGAAUGGAGAGUGUUGUAAGGGAGUCGAGAAUCUGGAGCUGUGGGGAGCUGCGGUUAAGUGGGGAUCCGAGUUUAAGUUCAACACUUCUGAUGAGUGUUGUAAGGCUUGUAAAGCUAUGUGUACUGGCAAUGAUGGCCCUUGUUUAUGUGACACUUGGGUCUUUUGCGGGAAUCAGGAGACUUGUGGCUCCAAAUUUGGUGAGUGCUGGUUGAAGAAACAGAAGGACACCUAUGCUCCAGAUCGGCAAGAAUCAGAUCAUGCAGUUAGUUGGACGUCUGGGAUCAUAUUUGGGAAAGGAGAGGGAAUUAUUGGGAUGAAAACAAAAUAUGGAACUCUCCACAUAAAGCUUUUCCCAGAUUGUGCUCCUCAUUCUGUAGCAUACAUUCUGGAGCUCUUGAAAUUGCGGCAUUGUGCAGGUUGUGAAUUCUAUCGCGCAGAGAGCCGAGGCGAAUCCUGGGAUUUAGAAGGAAACCACAUAGACAAGGCUCCAUAUGGCCCUCCAUUUGCACUGAUCCAAGGAACAUUAGAAGCCGUGGGAACUACAUUCAAUAAGAUCCCAACUGAGGUUUGUCCAACAAUUAAAAGGGGUUCGGUAGCCUGGAUCGGUUCUGGCCCUGAAUUCUUUAUAAGCCUUGCAAACCACCAAGAAUGGAGGAAGGCAUACACUGUUUUUGGUUCUGUUCUUCCCGAGGACAUGAAAAUUGCCGAGAAAAUUGCUCUCCUCCCCACUGUACCGGAUGUUUGGAAAAAUAUCAACGUCUCCAUCUUGGAACAACCUGUACCGUUGUCGUUGCAAAGGUUCGAGAGGAGCCAUGGAGCUCUUGGCACAAGUGUAAAAUCAGAUUGAGAAGUCCAUAAUUUUUUUGACAUUUUUCGUAUAAGUUCGAUCUUUUCCUUUCUCUGAAAAAAGAAAGAAAAGAAAGAGAAAGAUAAAGGAAAAGAUUUCUGUGGCUUUGAACUAGAUUCAAAAUAUUUACUUCUUUCUUGGAGCAAUAACACACAAUCUUUUGGUCUA